This is a messenger RNA of Talpa occidentalis (Iberian mole), 564 nucleotides long. RefSeq lists its product as uncharacterized. The transcript has a single exon. The record is from RefSeq and is a predicted model, not a curated record. NCBI's taxonomy places the organism in Eukaryota, Metazoa, Chordata, Mammalia, Eulipotyphla, Talpidae. Bases 273 to 458 code for a protein of 61 amino acids.
AGAUAUCUUUGGAUGAGGAGUGGAAAGAAAGACUGUGAAGAAGCCAAGAGCUGCAGAGGAAGAAAGUCAAUGAGCGCUCAAGAAGGACAAAGAGGAGUGGUUGGGGGUGGGGGUGGAGGCAGGGCAGGGAGGGGAGUCACCGCCCCUCUUGGCUGCACUCUUGCCUUCAGAUCCCCUCUGUGAUGGUACUGUUUGCAGUGAUGCUCGGAGGGCAGGCACCUGCUGCUCUGUAAUGAUUCAGCCUCUUUCAGCCGUCGCGUUAACACAACAGGAUGCUGUUGCUACUGUCACUGCUGCCUCUACUCCCGCCGCCACUGCUGCUGCCGCCGCCGCCGCUGGUCCUGCUUUUGCUUUUACUUCUCCUGCAUGACAGUUGUUUUCUUCAUCUAAGCAGACAGCAGCUUCAGAUGCUAGAGGUGAGAAACAUGCCUUUCAGUUUGGGCUACUGGUUUACUUAAUCCACCAUCAGUCAGCUCGGCUUCUAUUUUGGCCCCAUCCUCUUGACCAGCCGGGAUGGUUUGGAGAAGCAUUUAAAAGAACUGCAAAAGUGGCCCAGAAACAACA